Molecule: messenger RNA, 1788 nt
Organism: Hylaeus anthracinus
Lineage: Eukaryota; Metazoa; Arthropoda; Insecta; Hymenoptera; Colletidae
Product: KICSTOR complex protein kaptin-like
Exons: 8
Coding region: 287-1540 (417 amino acids)
Biological process (GO): negative regulation of TORC1 signaling; cellular response to amino acid starvation; actin filament organization
Cellular component (GO): actin cytoskeleton; KICSTOR complex; lamellipodium
Molecular function (GO): actin filament binding
Source: RefSeq, a predicted model, not a curated record
AGAUUUGGGACAUGUACCUAUUUCAAUUUAUGCCUAAUGUGUAUUUAUUUAAGAAUCUUAUAGAUCGCUUUAUUUAAUCUUUACAGAAAAAAACACUUAAAUUUCGUUUCAUGAACUAUUCAAGACAUAUCUUUGCGGUAGAACUCAUACAUGAAAUGAAUCUUGUAUUCCUAACCUCAAAAUUUAGUUAUGAAUCUGUCAAAUGAAACAUUUAACAUUAGCUGUAUAAUAUGAAAAUAAUACAAAAUUAUUAUUAUGAUUUAAUAUUUAAAAAUUUGAAGGAAUCAUGAGUAACUUGAUAGAUGCCCAUUGGUUUCCUUUAACCUCGCAAGGAAAUAUAUAUUCAAUGACAAAGUUAUGUUCCACCAAUGGCUCCAACAAGGUAUUAGUGGCUUCGUUAAAAAGAAAAAUAUAUACUUGCGAAUAUCAUCUGAUGCCAAAUCUACAUUUAAGACCAUUGGUUAAGGAACUGCUGUUUACAUACAUUCCAAGUGGUGCAGAAAUCAUAUCCAUCGAUGCUUAUAAUAAAUCCGAUACAGGUGACGGGUUUGUGAUAGGAAUAACAAUAAUAAAAGUAAGCACAGAUACAUCCGUGGAGAGAUAUUUAAAUAUAUAUACAGAAGGUGGUGCAGAUGGAGAAGGAGAAGAAUACAGUUCCAUUGAAGCUGUAGCACAAAAUUGCCUCAUGGUAGAAUUAGCAUAUACUCCGUAUCAUUUAUACCAUACUAUACUACCACAACAAAAUUCUUACAGCGAGGUUGUCUGGUUAUUGUCUGGAAGUGAUUAUAAAAUCCAUAUGAUCAGGGAGGAUAAAUUAAACCAUGGUUACAGUGAAUCACCAAUUGAAAAAUAUUUCCCUGAGUUACAUGAUCUUCAAGCAAUUACAAUAUGGAUUAAUAUUUACUAUUAUAGCAAUUAUAACUGGAGACUGACUGUAAUUGGUUGCGAAUGCGGUUUAGUGAAAGUAGCUAUCGUUAAUGUCUUAGAACUGAAAGUCCGUCGAAGUUGGAAAUUGCGAUACGCCGCACCUAUUACCAGUGUAUGCGUAUUUUCACAACAAAAUAAUAUAACAAAACCAACUUUUAUCAACUCUAAAAGCUCAAGUCAUUCUUUGGAUGAUAAAGAAACAAAAUUAAAUGUUCUCAUUGUAAAUACAAGCUAUGCUGUUGUUUUUAUGGAUAUUUUAAAUAAUGGAAUGGAGGAAGACAUAAGAUUAAAUGGUAGCGAAACAUCCGAUUGCAUUUUGUGCUCUUGCAUCGCUGAUAUCAAUAUGGACGGUCAAAAUGAAAUAUUGUUAGGAACUUACGGCCAAGAAAUUCUAAUAUUUUCCUUGGUAAAUGACACGUGGGAAUUGACUGUUAGAAAAUUAUUUGAUGCACCUGUACAUUCUAUAUGUUACAUGGACAUAACAAACGACGGAAUGAAGGAACUUAUCGUUCUUACACAACGUGGGGUACAUAUAUUACAGCACAAUAUUGCAGAUGUUAAAGAUAAAUGGAGAAAAAGAUAUCAAAAGAUAAUUGGAGGAAAUAAAACAUAACUUGUAUAUAUAAUUUCCGAUUGCCAUAAGGACAAAUCGAAAUCAAUUUUAGUCCACGAAGAUCGAUAUAAAUAAAUAUAAAUAAAUUUUUAUACCGAAGAUUAAAAGAGUAUAUAAAUGUAAUAUGUAUGUAUAUGUAUGUAUGUAAAUAUGUACAUUGUCAAAGAGGAAGAAUCAAAGUAAAUUUAUUUUUAUCGUUACCGUAUACGUAUGACUCAAUGACUAAUAAAGUAUUGAAUAGUAAAAUU